AUGGCCAAGGUCCCACGCAACUUCCGCCUGCUGGAAGAGCUCGAGAAGGGCGAAAAGGGUCUUGGUGCCGAGGCCUGCAGUUAUGGUUUGGAGGAUAGCGAUGACUUGCUCAUGACCAACUGGAAUGGAACCAUCUUGGGACCUCCUCACUCUGUCCACGAGAACCGAAUCUACAGUCUCAAGAUGCACUGCGGCAGCACGUACCCCGAUGUACCCCCCAAGAUCCAGUUUGUCAGUCAGGUCAACCUGCCUUGUGUCGACCCGAAGAACGGCGUUGUCGACCCCACGAUGCUUCCCUGCCUUGCGCAAUGGAAGCGCGAGAAUACCAUGGAGACGAUCCUGAUAGAGCUCCGAAGAUACAUGGCCUCCCCGCCUAAUAAGAAGAUUCCCCAACCCCCCGAGGGAUCCACCUACUCAUGA
Molecule: messenger RNA, 420 nt
Organism: Cordyceps fumosorosea ARSEF 2679
Lineage: Eukaryota; Fungi; Ascomycota; Sordariomycetes; Hypocreales; Cordycipitaceae
Product: ubiquitin-conjugating enzyme variant MMS2
Exons: 3
Coding region: 1-420 (139 amino acids)
Biological process (GO): protein K63-linked ubiquitination; DNA damage tolerance
Cellular component (GO): nucleus
Source: RefSeq, a predicted model, not a curated record